AUGAGUAAGCUUUCGAGUGAUGCUGUGAGAGAAGCUAUUACCGGAAUCAUGGCUGAUUCCAAGGAGAAAAACCGGAAAUUUGUGGAGACUAUUGAACUCCAGAUUGGGCUUAAAAACUACGAUCCUCAAAAGGAUAAGCGUUUCAGUGGUUCUGUCAAAUUGCCUCACAUCCCUAGACCUAAGAUGAGAAUUUGCAUGCUUGGUGAUGCCCAGCAUGUUGAGGAGGCUGAGAAAAUUGGACUGGACUCGAUGGAUGUCGAAGCAUUGAAGAAGUUGAACAAAAAUAAGAAACUGGUGAAGAAAUUGGCAAAGAAGCACCAUGCUUUUUUAGCUUCUGAAGCUGUUAUCAAGCAGAUUCCUCGUUUGUUGGGCCCUGGUCUCAACAAGGCAGGAAAGUUUCCUACACUUGUUUCCCACCAAGAAUCUCUAGAAGCCAAGGUUAAUGAGACUAAAGCUAUGGUCAAGUUCCAGCUUAAGAAAGUGCUUUGCAUGGGAGUAGCGGUUGGUAAUGUCAGUAUGGAUGAAAAACAGAUCUUCCAAAAUGUACAACUGAGUGUUAACUUCCUUGUCUCCUUGUUGAAGAAGAAUUGGCAAAAUGUUAGGUGCUUGUUUCUGAAGAGCUCCAUGGGCAAAUCUUACCGUGUCUUCUAA
Lathyrus sativus (Indian pea) is the source of this 651-nucleotide messenger RNA. NCBI's taxonomy places the organism in Eukaryota, Viridiplantae, Streptophyta, Magnoliopsida, Fabales, Fabaceae. The record is from the annotation of a GenBank genome assembly.